Messenger RNA from Anopheles bellator, 1647 nucleotides. RefSeq names its product MYND-type zinc finger-containing chromatin reader Zmynd8-like. NCBI's taxonomy places the organism in Eukaryota, Metazoa, Arthropoda, Insecta, Diptera, Culicidae. The transcript has a single exon. The record is from RefSeq and is a predicted model, not a curated record. Bases 1 to 1647 code for a protein of 548 amino acids.
AUGCAGCCAGCCAGCUGCGCCCGGCCCAGCAUUUCGACAGACACCUCCAAUAGUGCCCAACAAUGUACUGUCGAUCAGGGCCUGACGAGCGGCAAAGACGACACGCCGGUGCCGCAGUCCCGAAAGAAGUCCAAGGAAGACAUCGAAUCGUCGAUCCAAACGAGUGUGACUGGUCAGCGGGCACGCAAAACUUUCCCUGUUGGCAACAAAAACACGCCGAAGCACGCUGGUAGCAGCGCCACUUCCACUGCAGGUUCGACUGAGCCUAAACAGGCUCAAGUUCCCCAUAUGGUGAACAUUCCGAACCCAUUGCCUACUUCUCUUGGCAAUGGCUUCAAAGCGGACUUCAAGAUCACCGGUUCACGGGUCGCUAUGGCGGAACCCGGAAUCAUUGGUCCUGCGGUUUCCAUUUUGAUGGUAUCCAACACCGGGAGCAGCAACGGGUGCACGGUAACACCCGUACCAACAACGCCAACGACGUCGGCAGUUCCAUCACCAACACCGGUGCCGCCAGCUACUGGUGCCCUUGACUCGCCAAUCGCCUCCACCAAGGUUGAGCAACAAUAUGGCGCUUUAUCGGAGCGUUUACCAAGCGGUACAGAUGUCAUUGGAGGAACGGACGUCGAAUCGUUGGCCAAUCUGCGGCCUCCACCACUGCAAGCAAAACCCACUGCGGCUCCAAUCCCUGGUAACACGGGCGAGGUGAUGGCCGUUUCACAAUCUCGAUCGGCACCGACGGUUUCGAAUUUAGUGGUCCAGGCCUCUGCUCGGAUGGCCGAUUACUGUCAACGGUUGUUAGAGGACAUGCUGACCGAAUUCGCCUCCCAGGGUUCACUGGAGGCAAAGGUGGCUCAGCUCCAUUUGAAGCUCGAGAAUGCCGAGAAACGGCACCAAGUGGAGCAGGCGAGGCUAACGGAAGAGCAUGGUAUGCAGCUGGAAGAGCAGCGGCUGAAACUGGAGCGAGAAAAGGACGCUGCUAUGCGCGAGGUGCGCCAGAACGCUGCCGCAGAGAAGGAUCGGGCCGUGGCACUGGCAAAGAAAACGCAAUGGUGUAAGCGGUGCCCCAAGGAGGCGAUGUAUUACUGCUGCUGGAACACCUCAUACUGUCACCCGGAAUGCCAGCAAAGCGAUUGGUCUUCGCACCAGAAAGUGUGUACUCAAGUACAGAACCGUGCCGAGAGACCGGUGGUGGCUAGCGGCAGUACGGUGGCCUCUGGUUCACCCGACAACUCAGGCGCCUCGUCGACCGAUGUAAUCGUGUUGGACGAUUCACCAGUGCGCGCUGGAAGCGCCGGUCGGAAACGACCAUCUGCAAGAGUUUCGCCGUCGGCUGGUGCAAAAGCACGUAUUAUACCAAGAAGUACGUUCAAUGGCCCCAUAACAUACCCGAAACCGAUACAGAUUACCACCGAUGUGGUCGGUAACGCGACCGAAACGGGCGAACGCAGGCAUGUGUCUUCCGUCAGUGUUUUGCCAAGUAGCUCCGGACCAGUAAAUACGACGGCAGUACGCAUCACAAUGCCAGCGAAUCGACCUCUACCGCCAGUGAUUGCACCAAGACGAUCGACCAGUCAACAAACGGCCGAACGGCCCAAGUCGAACAGCAUGCACGGCACCACACAUAAUAACCCCUAUGUGCCUACUUGA